UCUGUCACAUAAACUUCCUAGGGUUUUCUUUUGGUAUUUUUUUUCCGUCAAUUGAACAACCGUACCUCCGCCGGAAGUUGAUCACUCCGGCGACCACUAUUGCUAGUCCCUGUGUUUUCUUUUCACGGGGUUAUUGAAGAAUCUAACCGGCUAAUAGGUGAGGUGAAAUACAAAUUAGCCUGAAAUGGGUGUCGAUCUGGAUGUCCAGGACCCUUUUCACGAGUCUCUUGUUAGAUCUCAGUUCAAAAAAAGGAAAGUAAGUUUGGAUGGUGACCAUGCUUCUUCAGCAUGUUUGGUUUCCCAUGAGAUCAAUUCUUUUUUUCCUACUCUGCGAGCCUUUGAUUAUUUCAUGGAACCUAGUUUGAGUGAAUUAGCCAUAAGGGAACUCAUGGAUCCAGGUCAUUGCAGUAGGGUUCAAAACUUCACAGUUGGUAGAUAUGGUUACGGAUGUGUUAAGUUUUCUGGAGAAACUGAUGUCAGAUGGUUAGAUUUAGACCAGAUUAUCAAGUUCAGGAGGCAUGAGAUUGUUGUGUAUGAAGACGAAACAGCCAAACCAGUGGUUGGUAAGGGACUUAACAAGGCUGCAGAAGUAACUCUAUUGCUACAAAUAAGCUCUUCGAUAGAAAAGUUGAUGGCGAGUGCUGAAAAGCAAGGAGCAGAGUUUCUUUCUUUUGACCCUAGUCGAAAAGAAUGGAAGUUCUUUGUCCAACAUUUUAGCAGAUUUGGUUUAAGCGACGAUGAGGAGGACGAUGUUAUGAUGGAUGAUGCUGAUGUCAAUUUAGAAGUUCGUGAGCGGGUUAUUAUGAAUGAUAGUGAUGGUCCUGAUCUUGAUGAAGACACCCCGUCAAUGGAUUCUCGUCUACUUUCCCAUUCUCUUCCUUCACACCUCGGUCUUGAUCCAGUUAGAAUGAAGGAAAUGAGAAUGAUUAUGUUUCCUGAUGAGGAAGAAGAGGAUGAGGAAUCAAAUGGAAUGUUUUCAAACCACAGGCCUCCGUUUGGUAAGGAACCCAUAAGCAAACCAGUGCAAAGAUCCAGUCCACAGGCAAUUCGUAAAACUCCACUAGCUUUGCUCGAGUACAAUCCUGCCAGUUUUUGCUCUAGUCCUAAUGGGUCUAUAUUAUUGGCUCAACAAAACAAAGGACUACCUUUGAUGAUAGCAAAAGUUCAGGGGUUUAAGCUGGAAGUUAAGGAAACACCGGUAACACGUAGCUAUUCUCGGAAUAUAGUUGAUGCUGGAUUAUUCAUGGGUAGGUCCUUUGGUGUAACCUGGGGUCCAAAUAACCUUCUUCUUCACUGUGGUUCUACUGUUAGCAGCACUGAUCAGAAGCGGGAAUUGUCUUCUACAAUAACUAUAGAAAAAGUUGCAAUGGAUAAUGUGGUCAGAGAUGAAAACAACAAAAUACGGGAAGAACUUAAUGAUUUGUGUUUUGAUUCUCUACUAAAUUUCCAUAAGGAAAUUAGUCAUGAAACAAAAGAGGUUGCAGUUGGUUCAUAUAAGAUAAAGACUCGGGAGGUUGCCUGCAACCGUUUGGAACUUUUACAUGUAUGUAGAAGCUACAUAGGAAUUAUUGAGAAGCAACUGGAGGUUCCCGGAUUAUCUCCUUCAGCUCGUGUGCUGUUAAUGCACCAAGUAUUUGUCUGGGAAUUGAUAAAGGUUCUAUUUUCCUCGAAGGAAAGUUCAUUAGAAGUUGAUGUGGACGCACUCCCAUUGAUCCGAAGAGCAGAGUUUAGUGACUGGUUACAAGAAAGUGUGUGUCACCGUGUACAGGACGAAAUAAGUUCUUUAAAUGAUUCAAAUGAUUUACAACAUUUACUUUUGCUUCUAACUGGACGACAACUCGAUGCAGCUGUAGAACUGUCUGCUUCUAGAGGAGAUGUAAGACUUGCUUGUCUGCUGAGUCAGGCUGGCGGGUCCACUGUCAAUCGUACUGAUAUUGAUCGGCAACUUCGUCUUUGGAAAACCAACGGUUUAGAUUUCAAUUUUAUGGAGCAGGACAGAAUCAGACUUCUCGAGUUACUUGCUGGUAAUAUCGAUGAUGCCUUGGGUGACAUGAUAAUUGACUGGAAGCGGUUUUUGGGAUUGUUGAUGUGGUAUAAACUUCCACCAGAUUCAGAUCUAACCUUCAUUUUCCGGACGUAUCAGCAUCUUCUAGAAGAUGGACGGGCUCCCUUUCCUGUCCCUGUAUACAUAGACGAAGGAUGGGUAGAAGAUGGUAUAAGUCGGAUCCGUGGUAACCGUUUUGAUCUUUCAUAUUAUCUUAUGCUUCUUCAUGGUAGUGAACAGAUUGAAUCUAGCAUCUUGAAGACUAUGUUCAGUGCGUUUGCUUCAACUCAUGAUGCCCUUGAUCAUCACAUGAUUUGGCAUCAACGUGCAGUUUUAGAAGCAAUUGGCACAUUUAGUUCUGAUGAUCUUCAUGUUCUUGACAUGGGAUUUGUUUCCCAGCUGUUAUCUCUAGGGCACUGUCACUGGGCCAUCUAUGUUGUGCUCCACAUGCCCCAUCGUGAUGAUUAUCCGUACCUGCAAGCUAAUGUUAUCAGGGAAAUAUUGUUCCAGUAUUGUGAAACCUGGAGUGCUCAAGAUACCCAACGUCAAUUCAUUGUGGAUUUGGGAAUUCCAUCAGCUUGGUUGCAUGAGGCCUUGGCAGUAUAUCAUGCUUACUUUGGAAAUUGUUUCAAGGCCCUUGAACACUAUCUCGGAUGUGCUUUUUGGCAAAAAGCACAUUCAACCUUUGUAACUUCAGUUGCACUUUCUUUGUUUUUGUCAGGCAAAGAUUCAGAGAUAUGGAGGCUUGCAACAUCUAUGGAAGACCAUAAAUCAGAAAUUGAGAAUUGGGACUUGGGCGCUGGGAUAUAUUUAUCAUUUUAUUUACUUAGAAGUGCAUUGAAGGGAGAGGAUGAUACAAUGACCAAACUGGUUUCUCUUGAGGACAAAAAUGAAGACUGCAAGAAAUUUUUUGGUUGCUUGAAAGGUUCUUUGGCAAUUUGGGGUAACCGCUUGCCUAUUGAUGCCAGAAUGGUGUAUGCAAAUAUGGCAGAGGAGAUCAGUGAUUUGCUAGUUGCCGAUUCUGGGGAGGGUUCGACCACUGAGAUUAAGUUAGAAUGCUUCAAUACUAUAUUCGAGGCCCCCAUACCUGAAGACCUUCUUUCAUGUCAUUUACAGUCUGCCGUAUCUCAUUUUACAUUGUAUCUUACUCAAGCAGCGUCAUAACAUAACAGAACCAUCAUACAGUCAUAUACU
Messenger RNA from Erigeron canadensis, 3238 nucleotides. Its product is annotated as nuclear pore complex protein NUP96. The transcript has 6 exons. The record is from RefSeq and is a predicted model, not a curated record. Gene Ontology annotation, biological process: nucleocytoplasmic transport. The coding region runs from base 185 to 3208 and encodes 1007 amino acids. Gene Ontology annotation, cellular component: nuclear pore. Gene Ontology annotation, molecular function: structural constituent of nuclear pore. NCBI's taxonomy places the organism in Eukaryota, Viridiplantae, Streptophyta, Magnoliopsida, Asterales, Asteraceae.